Morus notabilis is the source of this 1823-nucleotide messenger RNA. RefSeq lists its product as uncharacterized. The record is from RefSeq and is a predicted model, not a curated record. The transcript is spliced from 12 exons. NCBI's taxonomy places the organism in Eukaryota, Viridiplantae, Streptophyta, Magnoliopsida, Rosales, Moraceae. Bases 210 to 1610 code for a protein of 466 amino acids.
ACUUGUGUUGUUCUUGUUUUGCAGUGAGAUUGUGGACAGUCUGUCUCAGGUGUCUCUGAAGUUUCACACAAUUAAAGAGCAUCAUAAUAAGCAAACAAAAAUCUUUUUAUUUUUAUUUUUCUUUGGUUGGUUCUGACAAGAGGAGAUCUCAGAUCAGAAACCCAAAACGACAAAACACCAAACAUCACAUUCACUUUCUUCUCCUUCUCAUGCUUAUGGCUGUCGUCGCUCCCUCUUCGCUUUCCCUCGGUCAGUCCCAUUGUCAUUCAUGCCGCGGAGAAGGAAUUUAUUGCUUGACAUCGUAUGGGAUCACAAACAAAUUCAAGAAACCUCCUUUAGAUGGUCGAAUGGUUCCUCAUUAUGCCGGCAUAAGGUGCAGGAGUCCAUUUUUCAGUUCAUCACAGUUCCGAUGGCUGUCCGUUGGACGAGACCUUUGCCUCUGGAAAGUUUCAGUUGCUGCAGAUUACUCAGAUUCUGUUCCAGAUUCCUCUAACUUUAUGACUAACGGAGGCUAUCAUCCUCUUGAAGAAUUGAAGGUGGACAAAAAGAACUGGGAGACUAAUCUCACUUCUGCUGAAAUUGCGAGGACAGCAGUUGAGGCUAACAACAGUGCUUUGCUGAUAUUUCCUGGAACCAUACAUUGUGAACCACACGAACAAAUCUCAUGGGCAGAGUUUCAAUAUGUUAUCGAUGAUUAUGGAGAUAUAUAUUUCGAGAUGCUUGAUGAUGCAAACAUUUUAGAAGAUCCUUCAGCUAGUAACCCUGUGAAUGCUUUGAUUGGGAUGGAUAUGCCAAUGUACGAGAACAAAAGGGUGGCUGGUGAAUACAACAUUUCCGAUAAUAGUGGCAGUAUCGAUGAAAUCCCUUUCGAUGAUGAUUAUUUUGAGGUUGUAGAAUCUGAAGUUUCUGAAAUUCCAUUUGAUUGGGGGAUGCCACAUGCUUCUACUUUGAUUCAUCCUAUUUACUUUGCAAAGUGCUUGACAAAGGUUGUUAAUAUGGAAUAUGAUAGGAAAAUGGACCAUCCAUCAAAUGGUGUUUCUAUAUUGGGAUGUCUCAGACCUGCUUUUGCAGAUGAAGAAUCACAUAUAAGAAGAUUAUUUUGCUACGAAGAUGGUGAUGGAUACCAUUCAGAGUGGUCGGAUGGUGAAACUCUCAGCUCUAAUUCGAGAAGGGAUCGAGGGAACAGUGGAUCAACCCUAUACAGGUUGGAGAUUUUGAGAAUAGAGCUAUUCUCCGUAUAUGGUGUUCAGUCUGCAAUUAGUUUGCAAGAUUUUCAAGACGCGGAGCCUGAUUUUCUUGUGCAUUCUACUUCAGCAAUUGUAGAGCGCUUCAGUGAAAAAGGUAUUAGGUGUGAUGUUGCUCUUAAAGCUCUUUGCAAAAAGAAAGGUCUUCAUGUUGAGGGAGCUCAUUUGAUUGGCGUUGACAGUCUUGGAAUGGAUGUCAGAGUUUCUGUGGGGUCGGAAGUACAAACUCAUCGUUUUCCCUUUAAAGUCCGGGCAACUUCUGAAAUCGCAGCAGAAAAGCAGAUUCGGCAACUCAUGUUUCCGCGGGCUCGUCGUAAGAAAUUGAGAAGUCAUGGGACUGGUCUUAGAGACCCUACUUCUUACUAAUUCUAACCGUCGCUUUGUAUUGUGUUAAUUUAGGAACAAAAAAUCGUUAGAAAAAUAACUCGAGGCUUAAAUUGUUCGUUAGAAUCGCCUCUUUUUUUUUUGCUUUAAAUAUUUUUGUACAUUAUUAGUUUUGAUCUUGUAUAGAACAAUGAAAUAAGGUGCAAGAUGCCCCCCAAAAAAAAAAAUUGCUAAAAGCUGAUUAGCAUUUUGAAA